CAAACAUUUCGUUUUAUUUUUUAUUCUUUUCGGCGUUUUUAAUAGUCGUUUGAGUCGUAUUAUUUCAUAGCAACAAGGCAGAAAAUAUGAAUUCGACUUAUUAGAUGGCCACGCAAAGAAUAUUUUGGUCAUGUAGCAAAAAGUAUCGCAUUUGGACGUCCACUCCGAAACGAAAGGAUCGGAAAGGAUGUUUCCGGCUUAUGCCGUGUGGACUGUGGUUUACGUUUAGAUUGACUCGACUCGUCGGUCUCAGUCUUGAAAUAUCAAUAUUGUCAUUUUAUCGUCGCAUUGUUUCAUCUAAUCGUAACAAGCUCCAGCAAGUUGUAUAAAUAAUGCUAGGUAAUUUAACAAAGCUCAUAGGCCAUGCGGCAGGCCAUGGAAAGGGACAGAAAAAUGAAAGUAAAUUGAACCAGACGGUGUUUGAGCUGAAGGCUCCGAAUGGCCCGCCCGGUCCGCAGUUCUGGGCCUGGCAGCCGGCCUCCCAGGGUCAUGCGCUGCUGGCCGUCGGCGGCGCCGACAGUCGCGUCGGCAUCUACAACAACGACGGCACCGUCAACGACACACUAAAACUGAAAGGGCCAUGUGUGGCGCUGGAGUGGAGCAAGGACGGCUCGGCGCUGGCCGCUCUCAACUCGGCCGCCCCCGUGGCCACACUUUUCGAUGGUAUGAAGGGCAAGAAGAAGGAGGUGAUUGCGGCGUUCGCCGACCCGAUGACUUGCAUGGCCUGGUCCAAGACGUCACUCCUUCUGGCCUGCGGCUCCCAGGCAGGCAACGUGCUCAUGUAUAACCACGCCAACGGAAAGUCGGGCUGCAUGGAGGGCAAGCACAAGGCGGCCAUCACGGGCUGCGCUUGGAGCCCGGACGGACAGCUGGCCAUCUGCGCCCAGGACCAAACGCUCAGUCUCAGUCACGAGAACGGACAGACGUUCGCCGAGCUGCGGCUCCGGCUCCAGCCCUCAAACAUAUCGUACGGACGGGCCGAUAACGGCAAGGACUCGCUGCUGACGCUGCUGCUCGAAAACAAGGCGGUGUUUGUGUUGAACGUCAACAGGAAGGACGGACCCGUGGAGCUCACCUUCUCAGAGCGCUACGGCGACAUCGUCGACCAGAAAUGGCUGCCGCGGGGUCUGCUGCUGAUCGGCUUCUCUAAAGGCUACUUCAACAUCGUGUCCACCAACCCGUCCAACAUGGGCACGGAGCUGUUCCAGGUGCGCGACUACCGCUCGUCGGAGCUGACCGGCGUGGCCGUCUGCACCGCCCUGGGCCUCUGCGCCACCAUCAGCGGCGUCAGUAUCCGUAUCCACAACAUUGACGACCCGCGCGAGACGACCGGAAACCUGGAGGUGAAGGGCGAGCCGUCGCCGCUGACAGCCAUCGAGUGGUCCGACGACGGUGACGCGCUCACCGUCUCAUCGGCGCAAGGUAACGUGUACUGCUGGCCGGGCUCCAUCAAGCGCCAGGCUGCCCCCGCUGUGGCCAAGGCAGACGCUGUCGCCAAGAAGACGGUCGCCUCGAAGGACAAGGAAGGAAAGGACGACAAGCAGCGCCAGGCAGCGCGUCUGUACACGCUGCAGAGCCCGCACGGGCCGGGCGGCAUCUUCUUCGCGUGGCAGCGGCGCCACGGCACCUACAUGGCCACCACCGGCUACAACCAGCUGGUCAACAUCUACGACCGCAUGGGCACCAUGGUCGACCAGAUCGCGCUGCCGGGCAACUGCACCGGGUUCGGCUGGGACAUGAACGGUGACAUCCUGGCUGCAAUCAACGAGAAAAACUCUGCCAUCAUCCUGUGGGACGCCAACUACAGCAGCAAGACGCGGGUCCGACAGCUGGACUCUGGCCUGCGCGACCCGCUCAGCUCGCUCAUCUGGUCACGCACCUCCGCCUACCUGGCUGUGGGCACGGCGAAGGGAAACCUGAUGAUCUACAACCACCAGACGUCUCGCCGGAUUCCGAUUCUGGGUAAGCACACGCGCCGGAUCACAUGCGGCGCCUGGAACAAGCAGAACCUGCUGGCGCUGGGCGGCGAGGACAAGACGCUGAGCAUCAGUAACGAGUUCGGCGACACGAUGCGCGUGGCCACGCUGCGCGCUGAGCCCAGUCAGAUCCAGUUCUCCGAGAUGAAGAUGGACGGCGCCUCGGACGGCGAGAACACGGUGAGCUUCAUCGGCGACAAAAAGUCGCUGCUGCUGCUUCACUAUCUGGAGGAGCCCGCCAAAGACCCGAUCGAGCUCGACUUCAAACCGGCUUACGGCAAGCUGGUCGCUCACGAAUGGUUCGGAGACGGGUACAUUCUGCUGGGUUUCUCCAGUGGCUACUUCGUGGCCAUCUCCAGCCACAUGAAGGAGAUCGGCACGGAGCUGUUCCAGAUCAAAAACCACAAGACGGCGCUCACCGACAUAGCCGUCAACCUGGCUCUCAGCAAGGCAGCCUCCUGCGGCGACAAUGUUGUCAAGAUCCACGAGCUGCAGGAGAUGAAGGAGAUCUGGUCGGUGCUCUCGCUGGACGAUGAGAAGUCGGUGGACCAGGUGGAGUGGAGUGACGACGGGCAGCUGCUGGCCGUUGGGUGCAGCUCCGGCAACCUGCACGUCUACCUGAGCUCGCUGCCGAUACUGGGCGGCGCCGCCGGCACCCGCAUAGCCGUGCUGACCAGCCUGCUGGAGGUCACCAUCAUGGACUACCUCAGGAAGGAGGAGUCGAUACCGUUUACUGUGGACGUGGAGCCGAGCUUCCUGGGGAUCGGGCCGUUCCACCUGAUUGUCGGCAUGAACAACCGCGCCUGGAUCUACCUCAUCGGAGAGGGAGCCACCUCGCCGGAGCUGAUCCGGGACCGGGAGUACCUGAGCACGGUGGAGUCUGUGCGUCUGAACGCCGACUACGCGUCCAUCCUCUGUGACGGCGUCAUACAGCUGCACGUGCUGGAGUCAGAGUCUGGCGAGUCUGAGGAGCGUGAAGGCCGUCUGUUCCCCGAUCCGGAGCACAGGGACAUGAAGGUCACCUGCCACUACCUGACGGCCGACUUCCUCAUCUAUGGAACCGAUACGGGCCAGCUGGUGUUCUUCUACCUGGAGGACUGGACUGUGGUGAACGAGUACCGACACACGAUGGGCAUCCGACAGCUCUACCCGGAGGUCAACGGCACGCGGGUGGUGUUUGUCGACGAGCGCAGCGAGGGCCACAUCUUCAACCCGGUGACGGAUCUGCUGGAGCGGAUUGUCAAGUUCCCUCCCCAGGCGCUGGGUGUACUCUGGGAGAACUAUCCGCUGGAUCGGAACGUGUUCAUCGCCUGGGACCGUACCACCAUCUCCACAUUCGUCUACACGCGGGAGAACAUUGACGGCGCCGUAGUGGACAUGGUAGACACCACCCCUCUCCCCGCGGGUCAGUCUCCGCUGCUGCUCUAUAACGGCGAGGUCACACUGCAGACGUGCUCCGGACGGGUCACCCAGCUGGUGCUGGCCAGUCACGAGAUGGAGGCCAACAUGAACCAAUACGAGGAGAAGGAGCUCACCACCGCGCUCAAGAAAAACAUCGCACUGCGCAGGUACAAGGACGCGUGGACGGUGGCGCAGGCGCUGGACAAGCCGGAGGAGUGGCGCCGGCUGGGCGAGGCCUGCCUCAAGGACCUGCAGAUCGAGAUGGCCAUGCGGGUGUACCGCCAGAUGGGCGACGUCGGCAUGCUCUGGUCGCUGGAGACGAUCCGGGACAUUGAGGACAUCAAGCUGCUGGCUGGAUACGUGGCCAUGUUCCUCGGAAACUUCGACCAGGCGCAGACGUUCUUCCUGAUGUCCGGCACUCCGGUGGCGGCGCUGGAGAUGCGCCGUGACCUGCUGCAGUGGGAGAUGGCCCUGCAGCUGGCCAACAAACUGGCCCCAGAACAGAUCCCCGACAUAUCCCGAGAGUAUGCGCACCAGCUCGAGUUCACCGGCGACUACCAGCAGGCGCUACAACACUACGAGCGUGGCCAGUCGCUGGCUGCCGAGGACGCGUCCGAUGAUCACAAGUCCCAGUGCCUGGGAGGCAUCGCCAGAUGUUCUAUUCGUUGUGGCGACAUCCGGAAGGGCGUUCAGCUCGCCGCCAACUCGCCGAGCAAGCUGCUCAAGAAGGAAUGCGCCGAAAUCCUCGAGGGCAUGAAGCAAUACAACGAGGCGGCCGUUCUGUUUGAGAAGGCCGGCCUGUACGACCGCGCCGCCCAGAUGUACAUCAAGCUGAAGAACUGGAACAAGGUGGCCGAACUCCUGCCGCAGGUCCAGAGCCUCAAGAUUCACUCACAGUAUGCCAAGGCUCGCGAGGCGGAGGGCAAGUACAAGGAGGCGCUGGCCGCUUACGAGACGGCCCGCGAGUACGACAGCAUGGUGAGGAUCCUGCUGGACCACCUCAACAACCCCCAGCAGGCGGUCCACAUCGUCCAGGAGAGCAAGAGCGUCGAGGGCGCGCGGCUGGUGGCCAAGUUCUUCAUGAAGAUGGGCGACUUUGCGUCGGCGAUCCAGUUCCUGGUCAUGUCCAAGUGUAUUGAGGAGGCCUUCACGCUGGCUCAGAAGCACGGCAAGAUGGACACAUUCGCCGAUAUUAUCGGAAACGACGGUCGUCCGGAGGACUACCGCAGCAUGGCGCUGCACUACGAGAACUCGAUGAACUACUUCUUGGCCGGCAAGUUCCACCAUCUCUCCGGAGACUCCACCAAGGGCCUGAAGCUGCUGCUGAAGUCGGCCCAGGGCGCCCAGGAGGCCGACGCCAUCAUGCUCGCCAUCGACGUGGUCGGCGAGGCCAACUCGGAGGGUCUGGCCAAGCAGCUCAUCGACUUCCUGCUGGGAGAACAGGAUGGCGUGCCCAAGGACCCCAAGUACCUGUUCCGGCUCUACAUGGCCAGGAAGAUGUACAGGGAGUCGGCCAAGACGGCUGUUAUUAUCGCCAAGGAGGAACAGAAAGUCGGCUCAUACAGGAACGCGCACGAUAUGCUACUGGGCAUGUACCAGGAGUUGCGGAAGCACAAGAUCCGCGUGCCCAGUGAGCUGGCCUCCAACAUGAUGCUGCUGCACUCGUACAUCCUGGCCAGGAUCCACGUGAAGCGCAACGAGCAUCUGAUCGCCGCACGGCUGCUCAUCAGGGUAUCAAACAGCAUCUCAAAGUUUCCCGCCCACACGGUGCCUAUUCUGACGUCGACUGUGAUCGAGUGCCAGCGGUCCGGACUGAAGAAGUCCUCGUUCCAGUUCGCCGCCACCCUCAUGAAGCCAGAGUACAAGGACCAGGUGGACCCCAAGUACAAGAAGAAGAUCGAGGCGGUGGUGCGGAAGCCGGCCAAAGCCGAGGAGGAGGAGUUCCCCUCUCCGUGCCCGUUCUGCGAGAACAUGAUCGCCGAGACGGAGCUCAACUGCGACAAGUGCAAGCGCACGCUGCCCUACUGCAUCGCGUCCGGUCGGCACGUGGUGAAGGGCGACCUCACCGAGUGUCCCUACUGCCACUUCCCGGCCAUACGGUCCGAACUGGCCAAGUUCGUCGAGUCGGACGACCCGUGCCCGAUGUGUAACCGGGGUCCGAUCGGCGCCGGCGAGCUCCGGAUCUUCCCGGACGCAGAGGUGUUCCUCCCGCUCAUGGGAGAGGAGUAACCACCGACUCUCACUCACGAAAGACCAACAGAGAGUUGUGUGAUCGGGGGAGCAGUGAGGAUGACGUCACUGGAUGGCAUGUGACGUCACUGAGCGGGUAGAAUGGAGCAAGGUGAUGACGCUCAUGGACGAAGUGAUCGGAAUUGAUCUCAAUGGAGACAGACCACGUACGGUGUGGCAAAGAGAAAAUAUUCAGUGGUUUGUUGUGUUAUGUUCACGUUAUACUAUACUGUGGCUGCACAAAUAGAAUUGUGUUUCAGUA
Molecule: messenger RNA, 5868 nt
Organism: Amphibalanus amphitrite
Lineage: Eukaryota; Metazoa; Arthropoda; Thecostraca; Balanomorpha; Balanidae
Gene: Oseg6
Product: WD repeat-containing protein 19-like
Exons: 35
Coding region: 333-5606 (1757 amino acids)
Biological process (GO): cilium assembly; intraciliary retrograde transport
Cellular component (GO): cilium; intraciliary transport particle A
Molecular function (GO): protein binding
Source: RefSeq, a predicted model, not a curated record